UGAAACAACGUGAAAUCAAAGUUGAAAUAAUAGGUUGUUUACUUCUUUGAAUUGAAUUUCUGUAAUCACUUCAAUAUUUCCUAACUUAAGUUUGAUCUUAUAACAAUGCCAAGAUAUGGGCAACUUGUCAUUGGCCCAGCAGGAAGUGGAAAGUCAACUUAUUGCAGUAAUAUUGUGAAACAUUGUGAGGUUUUAAGAAGAACUGUACAUGUAGUCAAUUUGGAUCCUGCUGCUGAACAUUUUGACUAUCCUGUUUUAGCAGAUAUAAGGGAAUUGAUUAAUGUUGAUGAUGCAAUGGAAGACGACUCAUUAAGAUUUGGUCCUAAUGGUGGACUAGUAUUUUGUAUGGAAUAUCUAGCACAGAAUUUUGACUGGUUACAUGAACAACUGGAUGAUAUAGAAGAUGACUAUAUAUUGUUUGAUUGUCCAGGACAAAUUGAACUUUACACACACAUUCCAGUCAUGAGGCAAAUAGUGGAUGCAUUACAAAGUUGGGAUUUUCGAAUCUGUGGUGUUUUUGUGGUAGACUCUCAAUUUAUGGUGGAACCGUCCAAGUUUGUGUCAGGCGUUAUGUCAGCGCUGUCAGCUAUGGUGAAUUUAGAAAUACCUCAUGUCAAUGUGAUGACUAAAGUUGAUUUAUUAAGUAAUAAAGCUAAAAAAGAACUAGACAGAUAUUUAGAACCAGACCUAGAUAAUUUAUUAAGAGAAGAAUUUGAAGAAACAAAAUUUAACCACAGAUUUCAGAAAUUAAAUAGUUCUCUAGCUCAGAUGAUAGAUGAUUAUAGUUUAGUGAAGUUUAUACCAUUAGAUGUCAAUGAUGAAGAAAAUUUCAAUGAUUUAUUAAUACAAAUAGAUCUAGCUAUACAAUAUGGUGAUGAUUUAGAACCUAGAGAAGCCAGGGUACCAGAAGAUAUUGAUGAUACAGCAGCAGACAGUGGGUUUGAUGGACCUUGACAUUGGGGAUUUCGAUAAGGAACAUUUUUAAAGGACCUGUAAAUUUUUAAAAAAUACAUUUUCCAAGGAGUGUUGUGUGGUAUUACCUGGUGUUUGAGAAUUAGGUCACCUUAACCAAUAGUACCAAAACACAUUAUAUUUACUGAACUGGAGUAGCAAAAUUAAUUAGCUAUUGGAAUAUAAGUUCAAAAUAUGACUCUCCAAUAAUAUGAUGUGUAAAACUGUUUUAGUGUCCUUUUAUGUAAUAUAGAAAAGAUCAUUGCUUAUUAAAGCUGAAUAUGCAAUAAUGUGAAUUCAUUGAAGGAAUGUAAUCUGAACAAGAAAGACAAUAAAUUUGUUGCUUAUUUU
Molecule: messenger RNA, 1302 nt
Organism: Lottia gigantea (owl limpet)
Lineage: Eukaryota; Metazoa; Mollusca; Gastropoda; Lottiidae
Exons: 7
Coding region: 106-954 (282 amino acids)
Molecular function (GO): GTPase activity
Source: RefSeq, a predicted model, not a curated record